Messenger RNA from Lolium rigidum, 1823 nucleotides. Its product is annotated as GABA transporter 1-like. The coding region runs from base 122 to 1492 and encodes 456 amino acids. The record is from RefSeq and is a predicted model, not a curated record. Lineage: Eukaryota; Viridiplantae; Streptophyta; Magnoliopsida; Poales; Poaceae. Gene Ontology annotation, cellular component: plasma membrane. The transcript has 5 exons.
ACAUCUACGUGUGAGUCCGGCACUGGUGGCUCGGCUUAGCUAGCUAGUUAGCCACCCCGGUCCUGCCGGCCCCUGCCUUUUGUGUGUCAGGACUCAUCAGGAGCUAGCAGAGCUAGACGCCAUGGGAGCUCCGAGCCGGGACGAGGAGGAGGCCAAGAAGAUGGAGGCCGGCGGCGACACCGUCGGCCAGAAGCUCGACGCCGGCGCACUCUUCGUGCUCCAGUCCAAAGGUUCGUGGCUGCACUGCGGGUACCACCUGACGACUUCGAUCGUGGCGCCGCCGCUGCUGAGCCUGCCGUUCGCGUUCGCCUCGCUGGGGUGGACGGCGGGGAUGACCUGCCUCGUCGUCGGCGCCGCCGUCACCUUCUACUCCUACAACCUCAUCUCCCGCGUCCUGGAGCACCACGCGCAACAGGGUCGACGACAGCUCCGCUUCAGGGACAUGGCCACCGACAUCCUAGGGCCUGCAUGGGGACGGUACUACAUCGGGCCGAUCCAGUUCCUGGUGUGUUUCGGGGCAGUCGUGGCGUCCACUCUCCUUGCCGGCCAAAGCAUGAAGGCCAUCUACCUUAUCGCUAACCCUGGCGGUACCAUCAAGUUGUACGUGUUCGUGGCCAUCUUCGGUGUCUUCCUCGUGACCCUGGCGCAGCUGCCGUCCUUCCAUUCCCUCCGCCACGUCAACCUCAUCUCCCUCCUCCUCUGCCUCUCCUACAGCCUCUGCGCCGUCGCCGGCUGCAUCUACCUAGGGAGCUCCGAGAGGGCGCCCCCCAAGGACUACUCGAUCCGCGGCGGCACCAGCACCCGCGUCUACGGCGUCUUCAACGCCAUCGCCGUCAUCGCCACCACCUACGGCAACGGCAUCAUCCCGGAGAUCCAGGCCACGGUGGCGGCGCCCGUCACGGGCAAGAUGUUCAAGGGCCUCUACCUCUGCUACGCCGUGGUGGUCACCACCUUCUUCAGCGUGGCCACGGCCGGGUACUGGGCCUUUGGCAACGCCGCGCAGGGUUUGCUCCUCAACAACUUCAUGGUGGACGGGAGGCCCGUCAUCCCGGAGUGGCUGCUGCUCAUGGCGGAGCUCUUCACGCUCAUGCAGCUCUCCGCCACGGCCACGGUGUACCUGCAGCCCACCAACGAGGUCCUCGAGGGCUUCCUCUCCGACCCCAAGGCCGGGCAGUACGCCGCGCGGAACGUCGUGCCCAGGCUGCUGUCCCGCACCCUCGCCGUCGCCUUUGGCACCACCAUCGCGGCGAUGAUACCCUUCUUCGGGGACAUGAACGCGCUCAUUGGAGCAUUUGGGUUCUUGCCGCUCGACUUCGCCGUGCCAGCCAUCUUCUACAACCUCACGUUCAAGCCGUCUAAGAAGGGGGUCGUGUUCUGGCUCAACACGGCCAUCGCCGUCGUCUUCUCCGCGCUAGCAGUCGUCGCUUCCGUCACCGCCGUCAGACAGAUCAUACUCGACGCCGGCACCUACAAACUCUUCGCCAACGUGUGAGGAAGGUGAUGAGGCUUCACGCAGCACGCGAGGAGCGCCAAUGCAGCAUCAUGGCAGCUAGCUGAAAUUGCUACUCUGCAUUCGUUACAAAAUGCUGCUCGGCUGAUCCAGACAAGUAUCAAGUACAUACCGAGUUUUGAUCCGUGGAUAAGUCAUGUAGGCGAAUGAGUGGGAUCGGAUAGGGUUCAGAACAUCAAUUAUGUAUACUCUGAUUCUUCAUUCACGAGAGAGGAGAUCAAGUGUGCUCUAAAGCUCUUAGAUAUAACAUCUUGACGCAAAACAUUGUGCACCAAAAUCUAUUCAGAUUACCCGUGUGAAUUUUGGAUCAUGA